Messenger RNA from Meloidogyne enterolobii, 251 nucleotides. NCBI's taxonomy places the organism in Eukaryota, Metazoa, Nematoda, Chromadorea, Rhabditida, Meloidogynidae. The record is from the annotation of a GenBank genome assembly.
UUGCCUUGAAUUGUUCCAAAAUUAGGUUCAAAAGUGGGUAUUGUAGAAUUUGUAGACAAUAGAAAAUGAAUCGCUUUCUGGCCCGUAUUUUGAAUAAAGAAUUGAACAGUUUGGAUACCACCCGAGUAUGGGUUAAUGUAGAUUGCUUUUGUCGGUGUUGUGGAAAUUGUUGGGGGCGGAGUACAAGCCAUUUUGUCUAUAUAAUUGAACAAAAAAGUUGGAAGGAAAGUUGGUUUAUGUACGGAAAAUGA